AUGUCGGCCACGCCGCCUGCAGCGGCUCAGGACGCACUGCCGCCCGCGUACCGAGAUCCGAAAGCCUAUAUGAACGACCCGCGCUUCCACCGCACGAUCUCCUACCGUCCCUCGUACUCCUCGAGCAGUCCGCCCCACACCAUCUCCUUCGCCUUCGCAGGGUCCUCCAGUCCCGAUGCGCCGACGGUAGUGUGGCUGAACGGAAUGGGAGGACACCGGUUGGCCGCCGUUCUGCUCGAUGGGUUGUUCGCCGCGAAGGGUGUUCGCCUCGUUGCCCUCGACCGACCGUCUGGCGGCAAGAGCACGCCCGUUCCGCUCGCCAACCGAGUGCAAGCAUCGCACGAAGCCCUUCUCGCCAUUCUCGCCGAACUCGAGAUCAAGCGGUUCUCGAUCCUCUCGCACUCGAACGGCCUUAUCUAUACCCUCUUCACGCUGCUCAACCUCCCUUCCGACUUGGUCGUCCUCUCAUGGACCAUCUCCUCCCCAUACGUCCCGCCCUGGCUCUCCGGUUCGCAACUCCUCUCCCUCGCACGAUGGGUUCCCGCACCGCUUACGUCUCGCCUCGGAACUCUCGUCGGUGGCUUGCAGAAGGUCGCAGAGCCCGUCAUGCGAAGCGCGGGGUGGAGCAGCGGCGUCGUCAAGGACUGGGGCAGCGCCUUUGUCAGCAUGGGCACGUCGGUACCAAGCGAACCCGCUACGGCGGCACCAGCGACGAACGAAACGGGCGAGGUCGAUGAGUCGCAGAUCCAGCCUGAGCUGCUACCGCCGCCAAGACAGCUCGCGCGGUUCCGACGACUGAACGCGCGGAGACCGCCGCAUAAGAAGCUGUUUGGCGGCGAGUUCAUCCCACCUGGAAUGUUCAACGAGGGGAUGAAGAUGGCGAUUGCGGAGGGUCUGGACGCGAUGGGUCUCGAGGCGAUGAUCUGCUUGCGACAAGGCGACGGCACAAGAUGGGGGUGGGGCGAACCCAAAGAGGGCACAAGCGAGGCGAGGGAGGAAGCCGAGGCAAAGUUGUACGAGCGGGGUUUUGCGGCGCUCAAGGCGCACCUCGCCGAGAGUAGCAUGCAGGUGGAGAUGAGCGUCUGGUACGGCGAGGAUGAUGCGCUGGUGCCGGCCAAGGGGAGGGCGUACUUGCGCGAGUUGCUGGUGGACUCGCUCGGAAUGAUGGAGGCGGAUCGGUGGAGGGAGAUUGAGGAUGCUGGUCAUGACGAUACGCUAGGGCUCAGCUGCGUGAUGGAGCAGCUGUUAGACAACGUUAUACGCGUACAUCAGCGGAUGUGA
This is a messenger RNA of Rhodotorula toruloides NP11, 1281 nucleotides long. Its product is annotated as alpha/beta hydrolase. The coding region runs from base 1 to 1281 and encodes 426 amino acids. NCBI's taxonomy places the organism in Eukaryota, Fungi, Basidiomycota, Microbotryomycetes, Sporidiobolales, Sporidiobolaceae. The transcript has a single exon. The record is from RefSeq and is a predicted model, not a curated record.